This is a messenger RNA of Ruditapes philippinarum (Manila clam), 2168 nucleotides long. RefSeq names its product gem-associated protein 8-like. The transcript is spliced from 4 exons. Gene Ontology annotation, biological process: spliceosomal snRNP assembly. Bases 93 to 1196 code for a protein of 367 amino acids. Lineage: Eukaryota; Metazoa; Mollusca; Bivalvia; Venerida; Veneridae. Gene Ontology annotation, cellular component: SMN complex. The record is from RefSeq and is a predicted model, not a curated record.
UGACACCGUUCAAAGAAUUUCCGGUCAAAAUAUACGUAAAAUUUGCCUGCUUUUAAACGUAUUUUCACGUGUUUUUAAAAAGAAAUAUAGAAAUGGCAAGCAAAUUGCUGUCUGGGGGCUCAGACCAAGAAAUGUUGUCCCAGACAGAGACAGAAGAUACUGACACAGGAGAAGUUUCCUCGGAUAAUGUAACCGGUACUGAUGCAUCAGGUGCAAGCCUUACAUCCCCAACCUCAGCGGAAUCCUCAGAGGAUUUGACUCAAGGACAUCGUAACAGAAAACUCACAAAUGUAAGUGUUGACCUGACUGACGUUACUGCUUUAGAGGACAAUGCAUCACAAGGAGAGGACAGUUUAUGUGAUGAUGUUAAUGAUGGUGAAGAAGGGGGUAUACAUGUAGGUAGCACAAGUGAUAAACAGAAUUCAAAAAAGGGAACAGGUUUGAUGGAUAUAGAUUUUAGCAAAGAUUGGUACAACCACAAAUGUUUCAAAUCAUAUUGGCAACACUAUAAUCAAGUUAUGUCCUGGUGCCAAAAACACACCAAAGUUUGUGAUAAACUUAGAAAUAAGUCGGCAGGGAGAGGGACUGCCCCAACAAGCUCAUGGGGUCCAUUUUCUCAACCUUUUUACCAAAACUCGUUUCAUAUGCCCUCUUGGAAUCAUCCUUAUAACUAUAACCAAUAUAAUUCAAACAAAAACACAAACGUGAAAAGAAAUUCAGUGAGUCCAAAUUCAAGGAAUGCAUGUAGGUCUAGUCAUAGAAAGAGAAAAAAUAAACAUCGUAAACAGAAGUCAGCUAGUUCGAGUGAAGUGACAUCAUGUGAAACACAGACAGAAACUAGUGAAGAGUUUCAGAUGGAAAUAUCACAGGAUAUGAUAGAUUUCUUUGCAAAAACCCAGGCACACAGAAAAGAGAGAGAUGAGGCGAGGAAGGCAGAGAAAGAUGAUGAAGGUGUUGAACCUGAACAUAUAAAUGUAGAAAAUGUGAAAGUCACUGAAACAAGAGCACCAACAGUGGAGGCACCAAAGGAAAGACCAGGUGCCAAAAGAACAGCUGAAAUGAAGUUAUUAUAUGGUAAAGGGGCUCCAAUGAUUCAUGGUAUGGAAACUGCACUACAAAUGACAUAUGACAGGAAUGUGGACUUGAAACAGCCAAAAACAUGGCCAAAUAUGCCUCUGAGGGUUAUUUUUGGUUAAUAUUCUCAUUUUAAAGGGACUCCACUGAGGUUUGUUGUGGUGAUGGGACUGCAAACAAUUUGUUCAAGAUAAUUUUCCAUUUGAUAGAAUCUAAGCCAAUAACUUGUGUGCAAAAUUUUAGAUCAUUCGCUUACUCCAUUUUUUCCAGAACAAUUAUUCUAACUGUGAAAAAUGACCCAAAAUUUAAAAGUGUUGCAAUGCUUUUUACUUUAUCAAGCUAUCAAUAGCACAAAAAUAUGAUUCUCAAUGUAAUUCUGAGUGAAUUUUAUAAUUAUAUUUGCAUAUCUUACCCUUUAAAGUUUCCCACCUGAUCUUUUGAGGAAAUUAAAAUUUUAUGUUUUUAGGCUUUUUGACCUCAGUGGAGUGCCUUUAAAUAUCACAAAAUGUUUUAAUGCUCUGGGAUCAUUUUUAUGAAUGAUUAAGGGAUAUCAAGCUAUAUCUAAUGAAAUAUUUUGUUAAAAAUUUAUUAAUGGUAAAAUGCUGUUGUUUUCUAAUCCUUUGAUACAUGCAGAUCAUAAAAGAGUUGUAACAUUUAAUAUCUCUGUUAUUUAACACAUAUGUACAUGUAUAUUGUAGACAAACAAGGAACAAAAUAUUAUUCUGCCAUUUUAUGUAAGAUUUUAACUGUUUUAUGUAAGCACCAUUUGCUCUUGAAAAAAAAUAUGCAAAUAUAUUUCCUUUAUAUAUUUUGGGAUUAUUUUUUUUCCAUAAUGAUUUACAAUUAGGAUUUUGAUAAUAGUAUAAAUUACGGAAACUAACGAAAAACCUCAUGAAAAUUAAUGAGCUCAGGUCAAUAUUGCCGAACAUUAUCUUCUAUAUAAAGAUAUCUACUAUUGGAUCAUGUAUCACACACAUGCCAACAACAUAUUUCUUUUCUGAUUCCUUGUCAUGUUUAAUAUUAUAUUUGCCAAUCAGUAAAUCUGCUAAAUUCUGGUAACAGGUGCUUGUGAUGUCAUCAGUCAACUUGUCUAU